This is a messenger RNA of Thunnus maccoyii (southern bluefin tuna), 2248 nucleotides long. RefSeq names its product Jupiter microtubule associated homolog 2 (gene jpt2). The record is from RefSeq and is a predicted model, not a curated record. NCBI's taxonomy places the organism in Eukaryota, Metazoa, Chordata, Actinopteri, Scombriformes, Scombridae. The transcript has 5 exons. Bases 169 to 885 code for a protein of 238 amino acids. Gene Ontology annotation, cellular component: nucleus.
AGCUCUCAGCAGACCGCUUAUAUUCCUCUGCGUCACAGCUGGGUAGGCUGCAUUUCGUCGCUAAGGAGUUUGGUUGGGCACGCGCAGGCAGGAGGAACUUGCUGUUCGUCCAGUUGGCAAACUGACGAAGUUGUCUUCGGAAACUUGAAGGCUCAAAACAAAACCACUAUGACUUCGACGAACAUGUACCAAGGGUUGGAGGCUGGGUCAAAACCAAGCUCAAGGGUGUUGCAGCCUCCUGGAGGUGGCUCCAGUAACCUGUUUGGUGGCUACGAAGAUGAUGCAGCAUCAAGAAGACCCAAUAAGAUGGCCUCUAAAGUUUUUGCUCCACCAGAGGAACCCCAGAGUGUACCAAGACGCUCUAAUCCUCCAGGUGGGAAGAGUAGCGGAAUAUUUGGGGAACCUGAACCUGCAGCUCAACCACAGAGACCCAUACCUCCAGGUGGACAUACCAGCAACAUAUUUGGGGCUGGAGAAAGUGCGCCUGUCCAAAGCCAAAACCGAAGCCACCCAAAUAAGCCAAAGGACAAUCUAAGUGUGGGACCUGAACCUGAAUCACCAGCACCUGAGGCCAAGGUCAGCCAGCCUGAGGUGAAGGAGGAAACAGUCUCCCCAGCUGUUGUGCCAGCCAAGGAGGAGCCUGCUGCUCCUGCUGCUCCUGCUGCUCCUGCUCCUGCUGCUCCUGCUCCUGCUCCUGCUCCUGCUUCUGCUCCUCCUGCUGCUGCUGCAGCUGUCCCUGCCUCUCCAGAGCCUGAGCCCUCUUCUUCCUCACUUCCUGAUGAGACUUUGCUGAAGAACCAUGAGCCUCACCUGGGACCCAGGCAUCGCUCUCACAACAAGGUCCUCAACCCCCCUGGAGGAAAGUCUAGCGUGGUAUUCUACUGAUCAGCUGAACACACCACUCCUCCCUGUUCUUUGUCUGCUCUCCUGUUAAUCUUCUCUCAUUCCAACACCCCUCCCUCCCUCCCCCCACGGUUACUUCACAUGUACAACUAAACAAAGAUUAGGAAUUUUUGUUCUUGACACCAGUUUUCUGGUCUAAUAUGUUGUCCUCAACUUCUUGCACUUUCAGCCCGUUUCUGAUUCUGCUCUCUGCCUCAUUCUUCCUAUACCUUGAAACCUGCAAUCAUACAAUCACAAACCGUUCAAUCAACAGGUUAACUAUUAUUCACUCACUUCUUGUUCAAUCUCAAUAGUGCAGUUACUGUUUUCACUGUUUCUGUGUUUUUGCAUGUGUAAAUGUAGUUGAAGGCACAAUUAUUUUUCAUUCUGACAACAUUUUUGCAUCUCAAGAGUUGUUUAGAUAUCAGAAGAAGACUGCUUGUGGUGUUUUUAGCUUUAAACGGUCCUGGAUUCAAAUGAUAUCAUGUAACCAUUAUCAAAGGUAAAUUCUUUGCAGACAAUUGCUUAAAUUUCCAGAUGCCUAUUUUAAACCUUGAUGUGUGGGCUUUCAGUCAGGAGGGGGUGAACAGAUGUUCUCACCAAUGUAAAAUGUUUCAGGGAGUUCCACUAGUGCCACCUUUUUUUUUUUUUUUUUUCUUUUUUCUUUUUUUUUAAAACGCUACCAGAUCCUUAUGUGAUGACUACAUAAAACCUUUUGUUUGGCGAUUUUUCAAAGUUACAACGCAUUAGACAACAACGAAUGACUGUACAAUCAGAAGCCUUAUCAGCUGAGCAUUCUCUCUUGCCUUCCCAUCAAUUGUCACUUAAUUUUGUUCCCUCUCAUCUCAACAUGUGUCUCAAAUAAUCUGAUGUCAGAGCGCAAACUCUGUUCAAAGAGAGACGCCAAAAAUUGAAAUUGAAACAAAGAUGAAUGCAAGUGUUUACUCCCAAAUGUUUCUGCUUCCUCAAAGAUAUUGAUUCCAUUUUGAUUUUAUGCGAAUGUAUUGUGCAGGUACUUUUCUGCUUUGUCCUCAUUGCUUGCUUUAUCUAAGAACAUGCCUUUAAUUUGCCUGGGGUAGGCCUCUGUUUAUGUUUUAAAUUAAAACGGCUGAUGACAAGUGACCUCUGGACAAGCACGUGGCCUACCUGAGUCCAGGUGGGCUCAUUAAUAAUCACCUCUCCACCCACUUCAUGACGUACAUUCAUGGUAUUCUGGUGCCAGCCUGUCCCCUGUGUGUUGAUGUGCCUGGCAGGCAAUGAGCGCAGCAGAAGAAAGAAAUCCUGUGUAUUGCAAUAAAAACUGUUGUUUUGCAUUUGGAGUUUGUUAUUUCAAUGUUUUUUGGAAAAUAAACAAAAUGAACAUUCA